CCACCGCGCCGCAAACACAAAACAAAAAAUGUACCAAAAAGUGCUAUUGCUAUCUCUUUUCUUAACUCUGACCUUAGCCAAAGAUGAUCUGGGAUUCCGAUACAUUAGUCGAGUAUAUGAAGAUUGCCAGAAUUCUGAUGGAUUUGCUCAAUGUUUGAAGAAGAAGGCGAUUAUGUUCUUCGAUCGUGCGGCGAGGAUGGAGACGAUACCUUUGGUUGAUGGUGUGGACGUGGUUAGGAGUAAAGGAGUCACCUUACAACCUAUCACUGAGAAUGAGAUUGAAGCUGUACUGCCCAGGAGUUUAAAUAAGGACGAGACCUUGAACGAGAUGUUAUGGGACCGCAUCGCUGCGUUCGCGAAUUCCAGGACAGUGCAGCUGUCACUACCGAAGGUGUCUGGUGAUGAACUAAACAAAGGAGUUGAGGAAGGUCGAGGGAAGAUGAAGAAAAUGAUGAGCAUGAUGAUGAUGGGAGGAGCGAUGAAGAUGGCAGCCAUGAUCCCGCUGGCGAUAGCUGGUCUGUUCGUGCUGGCUGGCAAGGCGUUAAUUGUGUCUAAGAUCGCCCUCCUACUCUCCGGCAUCAUGCUGCUGAAGAAACUGAUGUCUGCGAAGAGUGGUGGCGGUGGAGGUGGACAUGAGAGUCACGGCUGGUCCUCUGGUGGCAGCAGUGGGGGCUGGGACAGACGUUCCUACCACGACCUUCCUUACUCCGCCUAUAAAAGGGAAUAGGGGAUUAAUAGUGCUGACUGAGAGUGAUGUGUAAAGUUAAAGGAUUGUUUCAGAAUAAUAAUAUUAUUUCGUCGAUAUUAAGUCUCUUUGUCAGUGGUAAAAAAUGGGUGGCCCUUAACAAUCGCAACAAGCGAUCAGUAAAUGAUUCAGCUUCAAUGGUUCUCUGUCAGUUGGCAAAGGCCUGAGAAAACAAACGCAUCUGUGACUCCUCUGUGUCCAUGGGCGGCACUGUUCGCUUACCAUCAGGUGGUCUGUCUGCUCGUUUGCCUCCUAUUCCAUAAAAAAAAAUAUUGGCUUCUGUUCCUAACUCUGCAAAAUUUUAUCAACGACAAGGCCUUUGACAUCGUAAAACGUGAUCUUGAUCAGUAAAUUCAAAUACGUAUAGAAUUUAUUCGAACAACAAUCGCAAUGCUCUGCCGUAAAUACCUACUCCAUAAUAAUAGGAGGUCGACUAGCAACUCACAAAACCGAUCGUGACACGAACCUUUCAAUAAAUUACCUUUAUUUUACUAUUCUGCAUUCGAUCGUAAAAACGACAAUCUCGGUAAAAAUGUAAAUGCUACUGACAUUUAGGGAGGGACGAAAUAUUAUUUCUAUUUUAAGAUUGAUCAAUCCAAUUUAUACUCACUAUCAAUCGGUAUUAUCAUUGAUCGUUUAUUCAAAUUUUAGAGCGAAUUUGUAGGUUUUAUAAAUACAUUUUUUUAAUGAAUUUCUUAGAAUUUAUUAACGGGACGUGUUGUUCUAUUUAUAAAUUUAAAAAUGCUACAAUUUGUAUGCCCACCUACUUAGAACUCAUGUCUCGUUAUUAAAAAAUACAUUUGAUUAAAUUAUUAUUAUUUAUUAAAUACUUUUU
This is a messenger RNA of Spodoptera litura, 1580 nucleotides long. Its product is annotated as DUF1676 domain-containing protein Osi12. NCBI's taxonomy places the organism in Eukaryota, Metazoa, Arthropoda, Insecta, Lepidoptera, Noctuidae. Gene Ontology annotation, cellular component: membrane. The record is from RefSeq and is a predicted model, not a curated record.